Lacerta agilis (Sand lizard) is the source of this 4365-nucleotide messenger RNA. Its product is annotated as nascent polypeptide-associated complex subunit alpha, muscle-specific form-like. Lineage: Eukaryota; Metazoa; Chordata; Lepidosauria; Squamata; Lacertidae. The transcript is spliced from 11 exons. The coding region runs from base 224 to 3943 and encodes 1239 amino acids. The record is from RefSeq and is a predicted model, not a curated record.
UUGGGGGCAGGCGGGGACUUCCCGUCUCCAAGCCGGGGGGCCCCGCUUUCCGGGUCUGUGGCGGCGGCGGCUGCCGCUUCUCCGCCUCCUCCUUUUGUGCCCGCCGCGCGCUCGCUGGCUCGUGUCGCGCACGGGAGGUGGCGAGCAGGGCGGAGGGGGGUGGGGUGGUCUCCGCUUCCUGGCAGCGGCGGCGGCGCGCUUCGGAGGGAGCCGGGCGCGCAGCAUGGACCUCCACCGCCGCUGCUGCUGCUGCUGCCGCCGCCUCCGCUGCUCUCUCGUGGCGCUCCUGGCCCUGCUGGCCACCGCAGGGCGCUCCGGAGGCUGCGAGCGACGCCUGGACGCCUCGGCCGCCCCCGAGGGCCCCCCCUGCUCGGAUCUCCUCCCCAGGCAGCCGCUCCCCGUCGAGGGGCAGGAGGCGCCGGCGGCGGCCCUGCCAGACCCGCUGCAGGUGGACUUCGAGGGGGGCGGCCGGGAAGGCGGGCGGCAGCGUCGGCGGCCCCGCGGGGACCAGCAAGGCGCCGGUAGUAGGACCCCUCAGCCUGGCCUCGCCAUCAUCCCCUCCUCCGGGUCAGAUUUCUCUGGGCUACAGGACUUGCUACCUGUAGGGCAAAGCACCAGUAAGACGCUGAAGGCCCUCCUCCAUGGCAGCGCUGAGCCCUCUGUCAUCACCUGGCAUCGUCCCUCAUCCACUGCUGCUGCUGUCCCCACUGCGUCGCACCCAGACUUGCAGACUAGAUCUGCUGUCCUUGAUGCCAGCCAGGAGGAAACACCGAGGAGGCGAACGGAGGUGGAAGAAAGCAGAGCAGCAGAUGCCACUGUGAGAGGCACUCAGUUCCCCACUCAAGAGAGCACAUUGGGGGCUGGCGGGCUGCCCCAACCGAGUCCACCCCUCAUCACAACCAAACCUGUGACCUUCUCAUCUGAGCCAGUGUUGCUUCCUGGGCCCAUUUCCCCAAAGGAUGUUGCAGGUCAAAAUCCUUGGUCCUCUUCUCCUUCGGAAGAAUCCUCCAGCCCUGGAGCUGGAGAGGAAGCCCCUGAGGUCUGGCAGUCCACCAGCCCCUCUCUGCUUCUGGCCUCCAAACUGCAAGCUGCUACACAGACCCAGGCUGAGCCUCAGCACCCUUGGGCGGAGAGCCAGGGACCCCUGAGUGCUACAGUGGGUGGGAAUGAGACACGCAGCGUGGGCCCUACAGAUGACCUGAAGAUGCCCACCAGAGCCGACAGUAUGAGGCCCCAGGAGACCCAGUCACCCACUGCAGAGACUCAGGGGACCCUUCUUCUGGCUUCCACUCCACAUCCGGUUGUGGCUGAUACUGGAGCAGCCCAGGAAUGGGAUAUGGCAACCAUCACAACACAAAUAUUCCCACAGGGCUGGAGCACAACCCCGUUUGUGGUGGGUGCUGAGGGGCCAGGGGGCAGCACACCAGGCGUGGAUCCAGAAACCAGAUCUCACGAGUCUUGGGGUGCUGUGGGAUCCUCUGAUCCCAGCUCCACCCUGGCACAAUCCCCAACGCCGCCGAGAUCCAAGGCAGGGUCGGGUCACACGAUGGAGACGACCCAGGAAACCAUAAUCACAGGCAAUUUUGUCCCCAGUGGAAGAGCCCCGGUGCACAAUUCCACAGAAGCCAUGAGGGCAGCACAGCCUGUAGUGGAUGCUGAGGCUACUUCUGCAGACUCCCCACAUCGAACAGAGGUGGCUCCCCACUCAUCCUCAUCUUUCCACUUGGGGACAGCUUUGCCCCUGAGGUUGGCGGACUCUGCCACCCAUCCUGCUUCUGCCAGCAACGCCCCUGUUGGGUCUACAUUGCUCACCUCGUCUGUGGGCCCAGGUGGUGCCAUGGAAGGGCCAAGAGCGUCCAGAGCAGGUGGGCAUGCCAGUGCAGACGUGCCCACGUUUCAGAGCUCCAUAGACCCGCUCAUGGCUGUGGAGGCUGCCUCCAGCGGGGCUUCGACAGCCGCAGAAGGGCUUGGAUCUCAGAGCCCCUCAGAGCCUGGCAGUGCCUGGCCCACAAAAGGGGGCGAUCCUGCACAGCCAUCCUCACAGCCAAGGCAGCUUACACCCAAGUGGGCUGCAGAAGAGGCCACUUUGCCCACCAUGGUCCUCAGCCCAACGGAUGUCUCUGUCAAUUACAGAGAAAGAACAGGGGUACCUACCGACACCAGGGAGGCAACAAGAGAGGGGUCCCUUUGGCAAGCCACAGAGGCAGCAGAGCCCUUCGCCAGCAGCAGCCUCCCAGGAAGAGGUGCCCCCACUGGCUUGACUCCCAGCCCGACUGAGACCCCAGCGGGCUCUGAGGCUGCCUUGCUCACUCCAGAGGGAGAUGAUGUGAGCACAGCUCCUUCGGUGGAUCCAGAGCUUCACUCCCAAGCAGCCAAUUCCUCCAGUUCGGGCUCUGGAACGGCUGUGCCUACAAGCAAGACGGGAGCCACUGGGCCCAUGCCCGUGACCCACCGGGUGUGGACCUCUCCAGGCAGGACAAGGAGCUGGGAAUGGGGGAAGAGGCCCAGUGCCACAGCCGAAGGUGGCUCCAUCAGGGAGAUUGCCCGUUCUCCACUUAGUCCGGAGGACCUUGUCCGAGCAACAGCCACUCCGACAGGGAACAGUAGGCACACACAACCACCUUUGCCAGCUCCAGGACCAAAGAGCACUGCAAGGGAGGGUCCUCUCGUUGCCAGCACCCGGCUCUCACCAGCCACACCAGAGAAGUCCACAACUCAACUGCAGCCAGCCGUGCCCAGGGAAGGUCGCCCCAGACCCCACCAUGUCUUUGUGGUGGAGAAUCAGCUGCCCCGCCUGAAAGCCACUCUCCUGCAUAUCCCUUGUGAGCUGGUCCUGGCCAUGGAGUUUUCCAGAAGCUUCUGGAACCCCGACUCACUUGAGUACCAGGGCUUGGUGCUCAGUGUCAACGAAACGGUCACACCUCUCUUCGAUUCUCUGCCGGGAUUUCAGCGACUGGAAGUGAAGGCAAUCCGGCCCGGGAGUGUGGUGGUGGCAUUUGAUGCCCUCUUCCUGGUAGCGGCUCCCGGCUUGUGGGCUGCUCUGAAUCGCUCAUCCCUCUCAGACCGCUUGCGCCCGGGGCUCUGGGUUGGCAAUGCCCGGGUGCUGCAGAGCACGACGCUGGAGCGGCACCUGGACCUCUGCUCCGUGCUCUUCGCCUGCCAGGCCGGCUACGAGUGCAUCUCCACUGGGGAAGACGGGAGUGCUGUAUGCACCUCUGCGUGCCACCGCGACUAUUGCAAGAACGAGGGCAUCUGCACCCAUGCCGUCAACCACACGCCUGUCUGCCAGUGUCCCGUGGGGAGUGACUUCUGGUUCCUGGGGGUGCGCUGCGAUUACAAGGUGACACAGCAGGGCUUGCUAGGGGUGGCCUGCGGCCUCUUGCUGAGCCUGGUGGUGGUCGGAGCUGCCAUCGCCGGCCUGGUGAUCCGCCGGGUUCGCAUGCUGCUGCUGGAGGCCAGAGCGGAUCAGACCAAGAGCAGCUACCGCCGCUUCUGCCGCCUGGACGAUGUCUCGGCUCACUACUGGUCGGAGCCUUGGCUGGCCUCAGCAGUCUCCUUGGACAACCCGGCCUUCAGCAACUCAGAAGAACUGCUGCACUUGCAGAUCCUGGACACAGCCUGCUGCAGCUGCCAAGAUGACUGCAUGGGUGCCGACGGCUACUGCAAGCAGCCGCAGGGUGCCUCCUGCAUCGGGGCCGCAGGCCGGCCAAGCGCUCAUUACAACCAUUGGGACGUGAGCUCCAACAGCAUGAACGACCCUAUGAUAGACUCCGGGAAGGCCAGUGAAGUUUCUGUCUCCAGCUGGCCCAUGGAACCUAUUCAGUGGAGCCCUUGCCCUGCUCUGCACAACCCCUCCAGGGAGCAAGUGCACAAAGCCCAGAGGCCUCACUCUUACUGUGAGGGAAUGGAGCUGGUCAACCUGGAGAGAAGCUGGACAGCCUGAAUCCUUCCAGUCAGACACAGGACGUGUCAACAUGCUCGAAACCAACCUUUUAAUUUCUACAUGACCAGCUCAGAGAUUGAGGUGGCUUUGAACCCUGCGAACAGCGCAAGCCCAUCAAGGCAGGUGGCGGGUGUAAGUUUUCAAUGCAAAGGUGUGAGGAGGCUCAACCAUCAAGCAAACUAGCCUUAUUGGUUUGGUGUUGGAAUUUUAAAUUUUUUACGAGUAGUUACUCUUGGGAGGAACAUCACAGCACUGGAAUCCAACACUGGGACAAGUCUGAGCAGUUAGUUCCUAUUUGGAGACAGGAAUCUCCUUGACAGAAAAAGCUGGACAAGUAACUGGAUUAAAGGGCGAGGAGGAAGAGCAGUUACUGUUUCGUUUUGUGCAAGUUGCUGUAAUGGAAGUAUUAAAUGCCAGAGUUU